This is a messenger RNA of Laccaria bicolor S238N-H82, 1011 nucleotides long. Its product is annotated as carbohydrate esterase family 8 protein. Gene Ontology annotation, biological process: cell wall modification. The record is from RefSeq and is a predicted model, not a curated record. The transcript is spliced from 7 exons. Lineage: Eukaryota; Fungi; Basidiomycota; Agaricomycetes; Agaricales; Hydnangiaceae. The coding region runs from base 1 to 1011 and encodes 336 amino acids. Gene Ontology annotation, molecular function: pectinesterase activity.
AUGAAAUUUCUUCGCUCCUUUGGUUUCGCCGCCGUUCUCUUCUACCUGCCAGUGUAUGUCCUUGGUGGCUCACGAACGUCCCCGCCGGCUGGGGCAGUAAUUGUUCCUACAUCGGGAGAAUUCCAAACCAUCUCUGGGGCUGUGAAUUCUCUUCCCAACGAUGGCUCCUCAAGAGGUAUCUUCGUAUACCCCGGAAACUACACGGAGCAAGUUUCAAUAACUCGACCUGGACCACUCACGAUCUUUGGUUACACAUACGACACAUCCACCUAUAAAUCCAACACCGUGAUGAUCCAGUAUGGGUUAUCUGCCAAACAAACUGGGUCGGAUGAUGCGAGUGGAACUCUUCGCGUUCACAAAGACAAUUUUCGGAUGUACAAUGUUAACGUGAAGAACACCUUCGGCAUUGGCUCCCAGGCCAUCGCAAUUAGCCAGUAUGGAAAUCGCGUUGGCUUCUAUGGUUGCUCCUUCAUUGGAUACCAAGAUACUGUUCUCGCAGAGCAGGGAGCUCAGGUAUAUUUGAAGGGGUAUAUUGAGGGUGCAGUUGAUUUCAUCUUUGGCCAAACAGGUCAAGCCUACUUCGGAGGCAACGUGAUCGCAGUAUCCUCAAAAGGAUGCGUGACUGCCAGUGGCCGCGCAUCCAACGACAAUACGAGUUGUAGGUACGUCUUUAAUCAAAAUACCAUCACCCUCACUCCUGGAGCUGCGUCUGGAACGGCUGGUCAUGUUUUUCUUGGAAGGCCGUGGCAAGAUUUUGCAAAAGUCAUUUUCCUCAAUACCGUCGUCAGUGCCCCUCUGAACACUUCUCUGUGGUCUGUUUGGAAUGCGGGCCAACCGAAUACCGAUAACGUCUUUUUUGCUGACUUUAAUACCACUGGUAGUGGUGUUAAAGGUGCUCACCGUGCCAAAUUUUCUACCCUUCUUACUGCGUCGCAAGCAGCGCAAUACUCAAUCUCGAGCGCCGUCGGCUACGAUUAUUCUUCAUGGGUCGACACCUCCUACGUUGUUUGA